Molecule: messenger RNA, 1584 nt
Organism: Macrosteles quadrilineatus (aster leafhopper)
Lineage: Eukaryota; Metazoa; Arthropoda; Insecta; Hemiptera; Cicadellidae
Product: metallophosphoesterase 1-like
Exons: 9
Coding region: 157-1113 (318 amino acids)
Biological process (GO): GPI anchor biosynthetic process
Molecular function (GO): hydrolase activity
Source: RefSeq, a predicted model, not a curated record
UUUAUUUUUAAACUUUUACUACCUGUAUUAUUACUGCUACUUUUUGGGGAGUACGUUAUAUACUAUGUCGUACUAAUCCAGUGUGGAUGGCCUGUUCUUCAGACAAGCUAUGAAGAGCCAAACAUUGUCAUAGGGGAUGGCGGUGAAGUCAAAGUGAUGCUUGUAGCUGACACUCAUCUUCUUGGAUCUAAAAAAGGCCACUGGUUUGAUAAAUUGAGGAGGGAAUGGCAGAUGCAUAGAGCUUUCCAAACUGCAGUCACUUUGCACAAACCUGAUAUUGUGUUUAUACUGGGGGAUGUGUUUGAUGAGGGUCUGUGGUGUAGUGACGCAGAGUUUAACUCUUACGUGCAGCGCUUCCACAGUCUCUUCCAUGUACCGGCUGAGACACAGAUUCAUGUGGUCGUCGGCAACCAUGACAUUGGCUUCCACUAUGGGAUCAGUCCGUAUCUUCAGGAGAGGUUUGCCCAAGCUUUCAAUGCGCCUUCUGUAAGGCUGCUAACAGUCGCUGGAAACCACUUUGUACUGAUCAACAGCAUGGCCAUGGAGGGGGAUGGCUGUUUUCUCUGUCGCCCUGCAGAACUGCAAGUUAACAAGAUUGCAUCAAGGUUGCUGUGUGCCAAAGGUGUGGGAAAAUGUCGGAAAGGAAUGGGACUCAAACAAUACAGCAGACCGAUUCUUUUACAGCAUUUUCCAAUGUACCGAGAGUCAGACGCUGAGUGCAACGAGCCAGACGAAGCUCCGGAAGACGAAAAGGCAAACAAGUUCAAGGAACGAUGGGACUGCUUGUCACAAGAGAGUUCUGAAAUGUUAUUGGACAGUCUGAACCCACGGGUGAUCAUGACGGGUCACACCCACCACGGAUGUCACGUAGAACACAGAGACAACAAGGCUCACGAGUACACGAUACCUUCCUUCAGCUGGCGGAACAAGGACAACCCUAGCUUCAUCUUGGCUGUGUUUUCACCCAACAACUACGCGAUCAGCAAGUGUCACAUGCCCAGAGAAACUACAGUCAUCAAGUUGUACCUGUUUGGAGUUCCUCUCAUCAUCAUAUACGGAUUCUUCUCAUACAGACGCCACUGCCGAAGACCCAGACUGUUUAAGACUCAUUAGACAAGAAGUUUAAGAGUUGUAGACUGUCAAGACAUAUUUUAAGGUACAGACUUUAAACAACCUCAUUGUAUUUUGAAGAAUGUUUGAAUAAGUGAGCUACUCAUGAAGAAAAUACUGCCCUGAUGUGUUAGUAGACCUAAACAACAAACCAAAGAUUUACCUUUUUAGCACUUGAGAUUUCAUACAAAUGACUGAUCGUAAGCAGCUUUUUUCCUUUACCUGUUUUAUUUUACUAGAGAAUUAUUGUCUCUAAUUUUUAAGUUCUUGUUUGAUAAAAAUAUUCUUAGGUUGUGGUUUUUUGUUUAAUUUAUCACUAGUGGAAUGUUUACCGGUACAGUAUUCAUAUUCAUAUUUUACUUAGUAAUUUUUACCAUAGAAUUUUCAUGGUAAAACAACGUGACAUCACGUAAUGUUGCAUUUCAGUAACCUUGAAGUGCAUAGUAGUAUUUUGUUGGUAGACACUAUGUUAAG